UCCAGAACUUGACCGCUCAGUGAACUAGAGAGUGACAACGCGGACGAAGGAGCUCUUACCCCUCUCGCUUUGCUGCUCUGAAAAUUCCAACCCAAUUAUUUUGAAGAAAACCCACAGCACCAAGAUUAUGAGUUCUCAUCUUCCAUUUCUCUUUCAGAUUGGAUACCAUGUUGCCUAGAAGACAUAUGCGCUGCUAAUUGCUUCCAUGGACUCUGCUGGUUCUGAAACAACGGCUUCUUGCAGGUUUGGUGAUCGAUCAACAAGUGAUGUUGUUGUGAGGCUUAGAACGAAGGAUGGGCGAGAUGAAUGGAUAUAUUGUCACUCCCACAUUCUCACUGAUAAGUGCAAGUAUUUUGCUGACCGCCUUUCUGAGAAUUGGCCAACAUGUCAGAUUAUUGAUUCCCGGAACUGUGUGGAGGUCUACUGCGAGGAAUCAGAAUUCGAUUACCAUGUCAUUGUUCUUCGCCUUUUCUAUGUUAUCGUUGAUGGCUCAAUUGAUGACCCGUGGCAAGGAGUUAAAAAUGCUCUAGGCAUUCUUCGAGUGGCUUUUGAACUUGGGUGCCCAAAAAUUGUUUCCGCUUGUGUGAACUACUUGGAAGCAGUUCCGUGGGAAGAGUCUGAGGAGGAGGAAAUUCUAAAAACCAUACCACAGAUGGGUUCUGAAGUGGAAGCUAUUCUUGAUCGUCUUCAACCAGUCAAUCCAGCUGCCAUCAGAAGAAUUUUUCUCUCAUCAAUUCAAUUCGCCACAUCAUCCCCUCCACCAUCCUUGAAUGAUAUCAAGUCUUCUGCCCAAGAACAACUCGAGUAUAUGAUAACUGAAGAUGAUGAUUCCCCUUUGCUAAUAGCUGAUAGUGAGAUAAAAGCUGAGGUUAAAGAAUGUGUGAAUAGACUGUUUGCUAGGUUUAAUAAUGCAUUAGAAGCUAUGCUAUGUGAGGCUAAUCAUUCAUCAGCAGAAGAAGGGAAAAUGCAAAAUUUUCAGUCCCUCUUGUCGGAUUUAUCGUGGGCAUGUCAAAUAUUGAAUAAGUUGGAAAUUAUGAGGGACUUUGUCCAUAACUGGAUGGAUGCAUCUGACAAGAUAGUUAAGAUUGUGGAGCAAGGAAAUUCAACCGAUGACAUUAUUGAGACAAAAUCAAAAGUUAUUGAGGUGGCUGCAAAAGUCUUGGAGGCUAUAGGUUACGGCACUGUCAUAUUGCCAACUGCAAGGCGGCUUCAUGGGGUGAAGGUAUGGCUUCCUUUUGUGAGGAUCACUAAACCUCUGAUUGAUUCCUUCACAGCUCACAGUAAUGAUGGUGAUGAAACUACGCCUACACCAAAGGUAGAUAGUGAGCUUUGGCAAUCCUUAGAAUCCACCUUCAUUUCGAUAAUUCUCGCAUUGCCAUCCUACGAGCAGGCUGGGAUAUUGGCUGAAUGGUUAGGAAAUCAGCAAGUUCAAUAUCCAGACCUGACUGAGGCAUUUGAGGUCUGGUGUUACAGAUCCAAGGUUGCUAAACGAAGACUAUCGUCAUUAGGUGUAAAUAAUGAAACAACAGCCAGUACACUUUGACCUCUUUAGUUUAACCUUUACCCAUCUCUUGUUAGGAACUCAAGUCAGGUUGGAUUACCCUUGUUAGGGACCACAAAAAAAAUGUGAAAAAAAGGUUUAAGCAUCAUUUUUAAUGGAAAGGUUCGAGUAAAAAUAGUUUUUCUGCUGAACUGUUUGACACUCUAGUCUGUAUAGGUCAGCCACCACCCCCAUUUUAGACUUGUUAAUCUGUAAAUUUUGAUUUUUGGAUGUGGUAGUUGACAUUUAUGUUUUAGGUGCUUAAAUAGCUUUAUUUACUUACUAAAAA
Molecule: messenger RNA, 1829 nt
Organism: Cannabis sativa
Lineage: Eukaryota; Viridiplantae; Streptophyta; Magnoliopsida; Rosales; Cannabaceae
Product: BTB/POZ domain-containing protein At3g05675
Exons: 3
Coding region: 206-1543 (445 amino acids)
Source: RefSeq, a predicted model, not a curated record